UAUAAGUGACAAGGCAGUAAUCAUGGUAAAUUUGAGAACUUCUACGUUUAAAACUUAAAGCAUUAGGCUUAUAACUCGGUGCGAUAAUUAUCCCUCAAUAAGUUUAGUCCCAGUAGUUUUACUUACCACAUUUUUGGAGUAGAUAUUAUAGAUCAGUUAAGAAACUUAGAGCUUCAACCCUUUCGCAUGGAUUUUCGGUUUGUGUAGCUGAUGAAAAGCGUACAAGACAGGUGCUUUAUUAUAUACCUCCAACUGGGGUUUAGAGACUGGUCAUGAUCAGUUGAGGGAAACUUGUCCCACCUUGUUUAGAUUAUGAGGAGAUCUCAGAGGCUUGAAAUAUCGUUUCAAGCUUUUAAGGACUUAUUUUGUCCAGAAAUGAGAUAGAACAGGCUUGAUAAGAAGAAAUCAAAAUAUUGGUUGUUACUUUAGUUAAUUUUCUAAUAAUACAUAGGCAGAAGCAAAUGGGAUAAUUCGGAGCAGCCUUGGAGAGAACAAUGGAGGCGGUCCUGAAGAGAGAACUAGAAAUAUAGGACAAAAAGAAGAUGCUAAAACAAAAACUGGUGGCUCAGGGAACACUGAUCUUAAGAACCAGAGCUCUAAUAACCUAGAGCGUUUCCCUCCAGAGCAUCAGGAUACUAUCAUGAAGCAGCUGGGUAACCACUCAGGCAUUUAUAAUUAUAAAUCGAAUAAAAAGAUUGAAGGGGAGGCAGAGCCAAAGCCAAAGCCUGAAAACAAAAUGAGUGCUUAUACUACAACUUUCCCAGAACAUUUGCUAAAAUACACGUUGCACUAUCAAGCUCAGAAUGGAGACGGCAAUUCUUCAGAGAGUGACUACGAAUCUCUGCAUGAAAGUCCUUCGAAAGAGAAAAAGAAUGGUAUUACUGAAGAACUUGAUGAAGAUCUUGAAUUUGAGGAAACUCCUAAACAAUACAAGUAUAUCAUGAGAGAAAGCGGCCAAGUCAGGUUCUACUGGGACCUGAUAGUUAUCUCUUUGGCUGUUUAUACAAGUAUUAUGACGCCUUUCUUCAUUGCAUUCGAUCCUAGCUGGAGAGAAAACCUUUUCUUCACAUUCUUUGACUGGAUAGUCAACAUUAUUUUCAUGCUUGAUAUUGGAGUGAAUUUCAGAACAACUUUUAUCAAUACCAAAAGAGGAUUUGAGGUAUAUGACCCCAAGAUGAUUGCUAAGAAAUAUGUCCUAGGAGGCAAAUUCUGGAUUGAUUUGAUCUCAUCAAUCCCGUUUGAUAAUAUCGAGGUUGAGGCACUUUCCUUCCUGGCUGUUCUUGGAAUGCUCAAGCUUAUUAGAACUGCUAGAAUCUCGAAGAUCAUUCAACAUUUGAAGGUAAAGCAGAUUACCAAGACUUAUUUAAAGACAGUUCAACUGUUGUUUAAUAUUCUGCUUUAUAUCCAUCUCCAGGCAUGCAUCUGGUGGAUCAUUGUGAAAGUUGAAAAAUCUUGGGUCCCCAAUAUGGACUUCAUCUUCUAUAGCACUCAGAUUUAUAAAGAAGGAAUCUGGCACCAAUAUUGGAGCUCAAUUUAUCAUUCAGUAAUGCUCUUCGGGAUUAACGAGAUGGCUGCGAGAACAACCUUGGUCCUUAUUGCCAGUUCUUUCAUCAUGCUUCUCUCCGCAAUGGUCAAUGCUAAUUUGAUCGGGCAAGUUGCUGUUUUAGUUAGUGAUAUGAGCAAGAAAAGUGUCAAGUUCCAGCAACAACAGGACACAUGUAAUACAGCAAUGGCGAACAUGAAAAUACCUCAGAUUACUCGAAAGAAAGUUAGAGAGUACCUUCUCAAUACCCAAUCUACUCAGGACCAGCAAGAGGAGCUUAAUGAUUUUUUGAAGAACAUUUCUCCGUCUCUGAGGAUGAAGGUAUCUGUUCAUAUUUUCUCAGAUAUUCUACGUAACAACAAAGUGUUCUCAUUUAUUAUUGAGAAAUACCAAGAUUCUGAGUACAUUGUGAGGAAGCUUGAGACUAUCCUAACGGUUCCUGAAGACGAAAUCGUAACUCAAAAUAAGCGUCUCACAGGAAAUGAGAAGGACGUUCAGAUCUAUUUCAUUGCCAAGGGAGAAUUCCAGGUUUACUGUCAGACGCAAGUCCAUACAAUGCCAUCAAAAGUGAGAACUCUCCAAAGUGGAGACCAUUUUGGAGAAAUCUCAAUGCUUUAUGGUUGUAAGAGAACAGCUACUGUGACAUCAAUCAAGUAUGGAACACUUGGUUACAUGACCAAAGCGUCCUACAAGGAUGCUGUAUACAAGUAUCAAGAAAUCUCUGAGGAGCUUAAUAAGUGCAUUUAUGAGUAUGAUGACUUGUUAAAAAUCUUCAAAGAAUGGUAUAUUAAGCAAGUUCCCUAUUUUCAAAAUUUGUGCACGGAGACAAUCCAUAAGAUCCUAUUUUCAUUUAAUGACGAAACUUUUGAGAAAGGACAUGUCCUGAUAUCUGAAGAAGACAUGACUGAUAAGUUGAUCCUAGUCCAAUACGGAGUAAUCGACAUAGAAGUUGUCGUUGAUGAGCAAGUCUUUGUCAUUGAGAGAAUGACUAAGGGCUGAGUCCUAAACUAUCGUAACUUUUUGUAUAAAGACACCUUUAAACUAGUUGCUAGGUGCAAGUCAAUCACACAAGUUAUGUACCUUGACGAUCAGACAUGGAUGAAGCUAAGAAAUAAGUAUGAUGAUAUUGAGUCUGAGUUUAAAAAGUUUACAGCUAUCGAAGAGAAUUCUGAGGAAAAUAUUAGCAAGAUUUUGCUCGAUUACAUCCUUCCCCUUCCUGAAGGAGACCCAAGGGAUCCUAAUAUGGUCCUUAAUAGACAAAAACUGACUAAUAAGCUCAAGAAUUGAGCUCUCAAGACCUUGUUACAAAAUAAAAAGAAUAGACCUCCUAAACUCAAAGAUAUAUUAAAGAAUGCUAUUGAGAAGAUGAGAACACAACAACAAGAUAAGAAAGACAAAGAAGAAAUGGAGAAUGAGUCAAGUGAAUCUGAAUUAGACCCAGAGGAAUACCAAACAAACUUCUUCAACAAAUCUGCUGAUGACAUCUCAUACUUUGUGGAGUAUACUUCUGACAUUGUGAAUGACUUUGAGCAGAAGUUGAUCAAAAAGAUUCCCAAGACAAUAACCUCAUAAUUUCUAGAAUUAUAAUUGUUUUCAACUCUG
Moneuplotes crassus is the source of this 3145-nucleotide messenger RNA. The record is from the annotation of a GenBank genome assembly. Lineage: Eukaryota; Ciliophora; Spirotrichea; Euplotida; Euplotidae.